GGAGGACGUGGCUGGCUGCCUUGGCGGGGUGAACGAAGGCCGCCACUGUUAUGUUCAGAUUAUGUUUGAAUCAAACAGGAAGGCUGCGAGAGCGGGAACAAACUAUUGAGACAGGUUCAGGCUAAGAACAUGUGAAACGCUGAGAAGAAAGCCGGCCCUUUCGAGGGAAAGGGAAGAAAGGCCGGUUGUCUUGUCCCUGAUCGAAUCCAGCAGAUUUGAACUCAGAUCUGUUGAUCAACAAACAGUUACGUAUCUGCGCCGUUCAGCCACCAGACAAGUUCCGAAUUGCAGCUGCGUAGCUAUACGCGCGCGUUUGGUAUGGUAUGGUAUGGUCAAUCUGAAGAAGCUCAUGUCUAAUUGGCUGGCAGGCCGUUGGCACGUUCAAAAGAAGCCAGCGGCGAAUGGUGGAAUGUGCGCUUUUGCAGCUUGAAUGGCCACGGUGGCGGUGGCAGUGGCGGGGUGAACUGGUGAGUUGUUUUGUUUUGGUGAAGCGCGCCGAGCGCUUUCCUUAACCCACCAGGCUCCCGCUCAGCUAUCCGCGGCGCCACGCGUGUUCUUUUUUCUUCCAAACCGCCAGAGAUCCGUCAAGACGGCGCGCUUUUGCUUUUUCUUCCAAACCGCCAGAAGUCCGUCAAGACGGCUUGGCGGGAAUGAGAGGAAGAAUUGCAUUCUCACUCCAAAGAUUCGCUGGUCAGCAGGAUCGGACGGCGCAGCAGCAUCCGCAACAAGGCUUAAAGGGAAAUAGGGAGAGGGAGGGCACACCUAUGUGCUUGUUCGCUGCUGUGGAUUCGUAGCGAAAGACACGUAGUAGGGAAGAAAAGCGCGGGGUACUACCGGGGGCAAGGUCCCACUGGCACGGUUCAAGGGAAUCUAGCCGUUGAUCUCUGCUAUCUACGGUCAAUAUCGGUUAAUCAUUCGUGUUAGUGGGACCUAGCCUCGGGUAGGAGCAGGGAAAGGAAGGUUAGUGGGAGAGGUCGGGAUGGGGCUUGGAGAAGAAGGAUGGGGGUGGUGGGUAGGCGAUGUAGUGGCAUUGCGAUCUAGGUCUUCGGCAGAGGACAGUAGGACACGGGGUCAAUUCUCGGCUGGUCUGUCCUUUGCGGCGCUUUUGCCGACAAUGCCGUUUUGGCAAGUAGCGACGCUAGUCUCGCUGACAGGUUUCCUCUAUGUGGCCCGCACGUCGUUGCUGUGUUUGCGCCUGCGGAAAAUUCUACAGCCUAUCGCUUUCAAAUAUGUGCAAAGCGGCACAAGCACUGUUCUCGCUAUCCAGGCUUAUCGACACCCGCUGCUGGAUGUUAUCAUGUGCAACCUUUCUGUUGUUGUCUCUGCUGAGUUUUACACUGCCAUUGUGCCUCCGCUUAUGUGGGACGUGGUGUCGGCACCCCGCCCUCCAUGUCCUCCAGUUAAGCGACUUGCAGUUUUGAGCAAUGACAAGGUUGACGCAGAGGAAUAUGGGCUACCCUCAGGUCACACUGUCAAUUUCCUGGCGAUGUCACUGUUUUCUAUGCAUUACCUUUCUGGUCGUGGUGUGGGUCUUUUGAGCAGCAGCACUGUGAUUUAUAUGGCCGUUGUCUUGACGGUCUUAAUGGUGGCCGUUGCGUAUGGACGGUUGUAUCUCGGCAUGCACAGUCCUCUGGAUGUGGCGGUGGGAGCAGUGAUAGGCGUUGCCAUAGCCCUGGUCUGGUGUAAUGUAGGCAUUCACAUUCAGGGAUGGAUCAUCAGUGGGACAAACGUUAUCCCAUUUCAAGUGUGUUUGGCAGUUCUCUUGCUGAAUAUGUAUCCAGCACCUGAAUUUUGGACACCAAGCUUUGACUACCACACUGCGUGCACAGGAGUUGUGACUGGCAUGGUCUGCGGCUGCAGCAUGAUGUAUUCUAGGUACCAUAGCGAGAUGAUAUCAACAGCUACCUCUUUUUCCUGGAAGUACGCCCAGAUUGUGAUUGCACGAUUGGCAGUAGGAUACCCUGCGAUUCUGCUGGCGAAAUCCCUUAGCAAAGGUAUAGCAAAAAAGGUUCUUCCAAUGGCAGCCCGAUUCUUCGGGCUGCCUGUGUACAGCUCAGAGUACAUCUUUGAACUUCAGUAUAGAAGGUCUUGUGACUCUUGCCCCCCACUUUAUUCCUCGCCGAAGUCAAGAAAAUUCGUUGACGCCGAUGCUCAGGAGAAGUGGCACAAAGCCAGGAAUUACAGGAAUUACAUCAACAGGCAGACGUUAGGCGAGCCUGGCAAGGGGAUAGACUUGCUAGCAUCGGAAGAGCGGAACGGUAAGGCUGUGGAGCAUCGUGAGCCAACCCUAACUGCGCGAGCAAAUCGGCAAAAGGGUAAUCGCUGCCGCGAAACAGAAGGACAGGGAGCUCGUUCCCGUGUAGAAUGCAUGAGCACGGGUAUUCGACAUCUCAAACCGGCACGUGUCGAGGUGGGUGAGUUGAAGGAUGGGACUGGUUCAACAAAUGGAGUUAAUGGGCGUUUGAGCAAAGACUCCAAUGAUCUGUUUGAUGUGGAUGUUGGCGUGAGACUUGUGUCCUAUGCAGGGAUGACCCUGGCUCUGGAACGAAUUGUGCCGCUGCUAUUUGUUUCAUUGGGUUUGUAAGGGCAUACGCACACAAGGACUUUUUUUUUUAUUCAUUUAUGGACGUAAUUGCAGUCAGAUACAUCCAGGUCCAGCCGUAAAUACGGUCAGAUGCAUUCCAGAGAGAGCUAAUGCGAGUAUGCUCUUAAGUGCCAUACUUCUGAGUGAUUCUACUGUCUGUUUUCUACGGCUUGGAGAUCGUUCACCACAGAAAUUGGGAAGUUUUUUUUUCUUUCUUUUUUUUUCUUUUUUAUGAUUUUUAUUUCAAUUAAUAGCUGGAAAGAGGGCCCAUUUUUUGAAAAAGAAAUGAACAAAAGAUGAUACCAUAU
This is a messenger RNA of Chara braunii, 2892 nucleotides long. The record is from the annotation of a GenBank genome assembly. NCBI's taxonomy places the organism in Eukaryota, Viridiplantae, Streptophyta, Charophyceae, Charales, Characeae.